Molecule: messenger RNA, 1643 nt
Organism: Xiphophorus maculatus (southern platyfish)
Lineage: Eukaryota; Metazoa; Chordata; Actinopteri; Cyprinodontiformes; Poeciliidae
Gene: pofut1
Product: protein O-fucosyltransferase 1
Exons: 7
Coding region: 35-1228 (397 amino acids)
Biological process (GO): Notch signaling pathway; protein O-linked glycosylation via fucose; regulation of Notch signaling pathway
Cellular component (GO): endoplasmic reticulum
Molecular function (GO): peptide-O-fucosyltransferase activity
Source: RefSeq, a predicted model, not a curated record
AGAAGCAGCAGCAGCGUUAGCGGAAUGAACCGCAAUGGCGGUCAGAUUCCAAGCAGGCGAUGUUUUCAGAGGAAAACUUGGAUUUCUUUUUCUCCUCCUCCAUGCCUGUCUGGGUUCUAGUGAAGAACUUAAGUGGGAUGAAAAUGGCUACGUCCUCUACUGUCCCUGCAUGGGUCGCUUCGGGAACCAGGCGGACCACUUCCUGGGAUCUCUGGCCUUCGCUAAGAUGUUGAACCGAACCUUAGCGGUCCCUCCCUGGAUAGUGUACCGCCACCACACCCCGCCUUACACCAAUGUUCAUGUUCCGUACCAGGAGUUCUUCCAGCUGGGGGCGCUGUCUGCCUACCACCGUGUGGUCAGCUUGGAGGACUUCAUGGAGGUGCUGGCUCCCAGACACUGGCCCCCAGGCCAGAGGAAGGCCUACUGCUUUGAGACCGCAGCACAGCGGAGCGUAGACAAGAAGACCUGCCCUAUGAAGGACGGGAAUCCUUUCGGGCCGUUCUGGGACUACGUGGGCGUGGAGUUUGACCAGUCCAUCCUGUUCGGAGGGAUUUCCUUCAGCGCUUAUCACCAACCUCAGUGGAUCAAGAAGUUCCCGGCCUCUGAGCACCCGGUCCUGGCGCUGCCCGGCGCUCCGGCCCAGUUCCCAGUGGUGGAGGAGCAUGUGGGUCUGCAGCGCUACGUGGUGUGGUCAGCCAACAUGGUGAAGGAGGGAGAGGAGCACAUUGCCGCCCUGCUGGUCAGACCAUAUGUGGGCAUCCACCUGAGGAUCGGCAUCGACUGGCAAAACGCCUGCCGGCUGCUGGAGAGCGGCGACACGGGGCCUCACUUCAUGGCGUCGCCGCAGUGCGUCGGCUACAACCGCCAGACGGCCCCGCCCCUUCCCAUGAGCGCCUGCCUGCCCGACCUGAAGGAGAUCAGCCGGACCGUGCAGCGCUGGGUGAGGAAGACCGCUGCUCGCUCCGUCUACAUCGCCACCGACUCCGAGUCCCACAGCAGAGACAUCGAGAAGCUCUUUAAGGGCAAGGUGAAGGUGGUGAGCCUGCAGCCGGACUUGGCCCAAACUGACCUGUACAUCUUGGGACAGGCAGACCACUUCAUCGGGAACUGCGUCUCCUCCUUCUCCGCAUUCGUGAAAAGAGAAAGAGACGUCCGCGGCCUGCCCUCCUCUUUCUUUGGUAUCGAGACGCCGACCAACACAAAGAAAGAACCGAAACAAGAACUCUGAGCUGGGGACAAGUUCAACGGAAUAGUAAAACGGAUCAGGAGGAUAUUUUAUAUGAAGUGUCUCAGAGAGAGGCAGGUCCGGUUUUACUCUGAGCUGAAAUGAGGAGGAAAGGCUGGGAAUUAGAGCUGCUACCAUGGGAACUGUUUUGACAUGUUUUCCAGCUCCCACUGAACUUUUUCACCAUCUAUGUGCUGCUGCUCAUUUAUUUUUAACACAUCUCAGAGGCUUGGUGAACCUCUGUCGGUGAUGAUCGUCUGCCUUUUAUGCAGAGAAAAGCAGCAUUAACCAGGACCAAGCACUACUUGGGAAAGCUGAGGACAGCAUCCUUCAAGACUCAUUUAAGUUUUGAAUUCACACCAUUAUGAAAAGGAUUUGUAAUGAACAUUUUUUAAUCAAUAAAUCAGUAUUCUAAGAA